Molecule: messenger RNA, 20055 nt
Organism: Plasmodium cynomolgi strain B
Lineage: Eukaryota; Apicomplexa; Aconoidasida; Haemosporida; Plasmodiidae
Product: chloroquine resistance marker protein
Exons: 1
Coding region: 1-20055 (6684 amino acids)
Biological process (GO): protein targeting to vacuole; protein retention in Golgi apparatus
Cellular component (GO): extrinsic component of membrane
Source: RefSeq, a predicted model, not a curated record
AUGUUUCAGAAAUUCCUUUCAGACAUCCUGAACAAAGUGCUGGGUAACUUUAUUUACGGAAUAAAUGACGAGCAAUUCGGGAUAAGCGACCUCCUGAGCGGAAAACUGGAGCUAACAAAUAUCCACCUGAAGCAGUCUAUUGUUGAUCUGAUUGAUAUUCCAUGUAGACUAAACUUUGGGUGCAUUGGGUACUUCAAAAUUAAUUUACCCAUUUUUUAUUUCAUGAAGAACCCCAUCAAUGUGUACAUAGAAGAUGUGAUCCUAGUGUUGUCAACCAUCCCACCAAAAUAUUUCGACGACAAAUUGUACAAGGAGAAAUAUAUAGAAAAUAAAAAAAACUCAUUACUAUCAUCAGAGUACAGAGCAAUUGUAUGUUCCAUAGAAGGGGGGGUUAUCUGGCAAAUGCUACUCUCCGCAAUAAAUAAUAUAAACAUUUCAGUCAAGAAUGUACACAUACGGAUAGAAGACUUCACGAGCAACCCUUCUACCUGUUUUUCCUUUGGAAUCAGCGUCGAAGAAUUGUUCCUAAGUUUACCAAAAGAUGGACUGCCCUUUAAGAGGGAUGGUUAUUACACCAAAAAAAAUGAACUAGUUAAUAACACCAUGAUAAAUAUGAUAACGAUUAAAAAGUUGGGAUUCUAUAUGGAUUAUUUGGAUAUGAAAAAAAUUAUGAACAAAAAGUAUCAUGCAGAGUGGGAUAAUCUAUACAUGAACGAUUUUAGCUCCUUCGAUGUUGGUUCCCAUCAGGGGAAAAAACAUACUAUGACACGGGGAAAAAGAAAAAAAAGGAAAAAAAAGGGCGACAGAAAGGGGGGAAAACAUUCAAAUAAUGCUGCACACAAACGGCGAAAUAAAGGGGCACACCUGAACAAAGUAAAAAAUAUUAAAUCGAAUGAGGAAAAUUUGAAGGAUUUCCAAAAUAUUAUUAAAAAUGUUAAGAAUAGCUUCUCAGAAACGAGGAGAAAUGAGGUGGAUGUAAAAAGUAUGAGCAAAUUUAAUCAAAAAAUUCACCAAAUUAAUGAACAAAUAUUACAAAACGAUCGGAAUGAUCACACAAAAUCGACUCGUGAUCAUCCCAUUAUUGAGGGAAGCCUGACAGACACGAAUGCUAAUCACGCUAGCAACUGCUUGGGGAAGAAGGAUGGGAAGUGCUCCCUAUCUAUUAGCAACUUUUACAACUUUAACCUUUUCUCCAAAAAGGAGGAAAAAAUACUUCCAGUUAUGCACAACCUAGGCAUCGACAAUGACGUCAGCUGGGUUGCCUGCAUUACCAAAUUUGCAGAGUCUCUAGAAAAUCCCGUCCUUAAGGGAAAGAAAAAUGAAAUGAUCAAGCGUAAAAGGAAAAGGAACGCAAACGUGAACAGGAAAUGUGAUGACUUUUCACUACAUGGAGAAGAGAGGAAGAAUCACCAAAUGAAUAUCCACUCCCCAGUUAAGCAAUCAUCGAAUGAUGCCAAGGAGGAAGGUCCAAAUUAUCUCAACAAAGCGGUGUCCUUUUUCUCUAUAAACUCGUUUACCAACGUUAUUAAUAAAACUUUGAUAAAUCGGACUAGCAACAAAGACAGUGAUGAAGUGGUGAGCCCCACCAAGGAGCUCAUCCUCAGCGAUGGAUACUUCACCACCAAGGAGAAUGUCUCCGAACAAGAGUCCAUCAGUAGAAAUGGCCAUCUUGGUAAGGACUCCGCACAGCGUGGUAACAUCCCUUUCGGAGAAGUGAAGAAGCAGAAGAGGUACGUACGUGUACAAAAUAGGAGAACCGAUUGUGGAGAGAACAAGUAUCACGAUGUGGUAAACGAUUGUAAGCAAAAUUCAGACGGGGGAGGAAGCUCCCCUUUGUUUGUAAAUCGCGAUAAUACAGUUUGUCUCAACUUUGCGAGUGACCCGGAAAAGAGACUCAACAGGGGCAGACGCGGUGGUAUGAAGAGACUGGGAGACGCACACCGUAACAGCCAACCGUACGUCGCAACCGAGUCGGAAUCACAAUUCGAUAAAGAAGAAAAAUUCACAAAGUAUGUAAAAAAAAAUGAAAUAAAAGAAAAAAUACGCACCAGAAAAAGAAAAAAAAUACACUCAGUCUAUCUAAUGUACGAAAAAACCUACAAAAUAAGCAAAGAAAAAUUGAACACAUUUUAUCUCUUUUUACAACUUAUAAAAAAUAUAAAGCAUGAAUAUGUAAUAAAUCCGAAUUGCUUUGAAGGGUAUGGUGAAAUUUAUCUCAGUUUGAUUCCGACUGACCAUGGACGGCUUCCCUUUGCUCGAUGCUUCUCAAGCUGGGGCAUACAAAGAAGAAGCGAAAAAGAGUUUGAAGAAUGUCUACCUAAAUUAAGUGUCUUCAUCACCUUGAAGAAUAUAAAAAUAAUUUUUUCUGACAAACAAAUAUUAAAUUUUGUCAAAUGGAUAAAUUUAAAUUUUGUUACAUACUCUGUUUGGAAGGCAGGAAUCCUCUCCCAGUUUGAGAAAGUCAAGGCGGACAAUGAAGACGAAAUUGCCUACAUAAACAAAUGGGUUCUAAAGCUCCUAGACACCCACACAUCCAAGGAGGAGAAGCUAGAUGCAGAGAAAUUCUGUGAGCAGUUCGAAAAUAAUCAUUCCAUAAAUAUAAUUAACUUACUGCGGAGUAAGGCCUUCUGCAAGCUGCAGGAGUUCAGGAAGGAGAUGGAGUUGCGGGGAGGCGCCACGGGGGAGGAUCCAAAGAAUAUUCCUAACAGGGGCGACAACGUGGGGGAAGCACACAUCCGCGCUAGCAUCGAUGAAACGCAGAAUGGCGCUGUAAUAGAUAAGGCUUCCCCGGAGGAAGGCCAAGCAGCCAGCAGCGCAGAUGGAAAUGAUAACCAACUGAAGCAAGUGGCCAACGAAAGUAUACACGUGCUGAAACUUUUAAUGAAAAAUCAAAAGGUGUAUAAUAAAAUUAAAAACUCCUUCCGGGAAAAAAUAUUCACCAUAGACAUUUGUGUAGACAUCUGCAUCAUUAACAGUACCUGCUUGGUCACGGUCGAAACGUGCAACCGAGUAAACACGAGGACGGUGAACUUCGUCAAAACGUACGCCCUCCUCAUGCAGUGCAUUCAUUACCAUAACCAAAUAUCAAAUACACACGAAUUGAAGAACUCCAUAGAUUUAGAGCUUUACCCCCUAACAUUACUUCUGGUAGUUAAAAAUUUAGACAAUAAGUACAUCAAGCCGGAUAUAAACGUAUUGUACAUACUGACCAAUGCAGGUAAGAGAAACAACUACGAAAGUUAUCACAAAAAAUUUUUGUUCAAUGUGGAUAAUUUCGAGUUUUUAAAAAAGUAUAACAUACUAAAGAGGGAUAAUAAACGUAAGGAUGAUUAUACGAAAUCGAGAAAUCCAAGUGAGACUUUGAACUUUGGGAGCUUAAGACAGAAGCUGCAAUUUUUGGUGGAAGACAAUUUUUUCUUUUUUCCAAAAAGGGAAAGUAACAUUUACUGCAAUGAGUUAAAUAAUAUCAUUUUGUCGGACCCGUCUAUUUAUCUCAGAUAUGAUAAUCAGUCCUACACCAUCCUGGAGAAGCCAGACCAUCGACUCUUUUUGCAUAACUGUGCUGAUUCUAUAUUUAAUAUCAACGGAGAGAUCGUUAACUCCUUCAUUGAUGAUUAUUUUCAUUUUUCCGACGUGAGAGAUGUUUUGUCAAAGAAGAAACAAGAAACAGUCUCAUUUAAGAAGAAGGAAUAUUUUUUACAACUAGGCGCUAGAUACUGUAACGAUAUUUUAGAUAACUACACCACUCAUACGAACUUCUUCCUAGAUGUGGAACUUGAAAAGGUACUCUCCUUUGUCAUUACGAAAUCUGGAAAAGGGUCGGAGGUGCAGGGUUAUAGCUUAAAUUUGAAUCCGCUGAAGGUCGUUAGUCAGCUAACUCAACGAAUGGCUUCAUACGACGAAUCGGCUACUAACAAAAAUGUGUAUGACUCCUUCUUCGUACAAUUUGAUGGAAUAAAGGUAAGGCGGAUUUUAAACUGGGAUCACGCAGCUAGGAAUUAUAAAACUUAUUUAGAUGAGAAUUUUAUAAGACCCUACCGCAACUUAUUUCAUUCGAAAAGUAAAGUUUACUUUGAUAGAAAGAAGGGCACUCGGGACAAAUUUUCAUUCAACCUGAACCGGGGAAAUCAUGGAGAUGGAAAUCCCCACAGGGGAAGUGCAUUCGCAUGGGGUGGAGAAGUAGGAGGAAGUAAAAGUGAGGCAAGUAGCCAAUGUCACACUUCCCAUAGCAGCAACAAUGAGAAGAGUCACCCACCUGAUCGCAGACAGCACAAUGACGAUAAUGAUAAUAACCUGUACAACUCUAUUGAUGAAAAAAAAAAAUCAGAAAUUUUUAACUUAAAAAGAAAUGAAAACCAUCUCGACAGUGAAUAUUCUUCUUUGGAAAAUUACAAACAAAGGAAUAGUAACAAAUUUUUAAGAUCCACUAGUUGCCCAGCUGCCAAAAAUGGGAAGAAUGCUUCCCUGGCUCAGGCUCGUCUGGAUGGGGAAAAGAGCAACAUAAAAGGAGCGUCAUACGAUAUUAGCAAGCUCAAAGGGACCUAUUGCAUGGACAAAAUGUACGGCUCCUUUUUUUUUAAAACAUGUGCAAAUGAAUACCAUGAGGAGGAAGAAAUUUUGGAGAAUCACACCUUCCUCGACAUGUACAAAAAAUCGUGGAACGACGACUCAUACAAUGAUAAGGACUUACCAAAUGGCUACUCGUACUUUAAGGAAGAAAAUGUAAACUACGACAAAAGUGACGAUAAAUCUUCGAAUUAUGUUUUCUCCAUGAGCGAAAAGGCGUCCUGCACCAUUCACCUGUGUCACAUAAAAUUCAACCCUACAUUCCCCAUGUUUAUCAUAAAGCUUAACGAAGAAAAUCUGUAUAUCAAUAUUUGCGAUUACGAUAUGGAGUUUUUUUUUCUCAUUUUUUCCUAUAUUUAUGGACACUACAACACGCAACAUAUGGAAAAUAAAAAAAGAAAUAUUUUUUUCUUAAAAAAAAAAAUUAAGUCCAUGUGUAAAUUGAACCAAAAAUACUACAAGGCGUAUGCCAAUGAUCACAAGGACAAACUGGUUGUGCCUUUGUUUAGAAAAUCUGGUACCGGAUCGGUUCACCUCAAGCGAAGGCACCCUAGCAGAAGGAACGGGACAAACGAAAUGGCCACAAACAGUGCUGCCGAUCGUCCUAUCCAUUUUUCUAGCACUAGUGUAAAAGUUAAAAGGAGAAGAAAAAAGCUCAAAGUAGGAAAAUCCUACCAGAGGGACGACACCCAUGCGGAGCCCCCUCAGGAGGAUACCAUCAUGGAGGGAGAAAAAAAGAAAAAAAGAAAAAAAAGUGAAAAGUGUGACAAAAGUGGAUCCCCACUUCGCAAAAAGAAGUCAACCAUAUUUAAAUUGCCACCAUAUAGGAAGGGCCGAACAGCAGACGUGUUAAGAAGCCCCAAUAAGGGACUUCCCCUAGAGGGUAAAUAUGACCGACACAGGAGGGACACGCUCGUUGGGUACUUAAGUGAUAGCCACGUGAGAACCACACAUGAGUUGUCUAUAUCAAAAUUAAGAGCCGAUUUGGCUGGAAUUUUUGGCGAAGGUGGGGAUCAUGGAGGGUUGAAAAAUCACGGUGACUAUUUUGUGACAAAAGAGCGAAUGGGACAAGGAGAUCCCCAUUUGGGAGGCAACAUUGCCGAAAAGGGAAUCUGCCAAGGGGACGCAGCGGGCACAACCAAAGGGAAAACCAGAUGGACAACCAAAUGGGAGCAAGAGGAUGAGCAAAACGGAAAACAAUUGGGAGGAUCCUUCACAAUGUUAAGUGAACAAUCAGACUCUUCCUUCUUGUGGAAUGGAAAAAGUAUGACCGACGUGAAGAAGAAUUACCGCUACAGUGGCACCUCUUCUCCUAUUGAGCAGGAAAAACCAGAGGAGGGGAAAAAAGACAAAUUAGAAAAAAUUAAAAAAAAAAAGAAAAAAAAAAAGGGAAAAAAGGGGGAAACAAACCAGAUAGAACGAAUGGACAACCAUCUCUGCAACGAUGAGGACCAUCGCACAGAAGUCUCAUCAGACGAUGAUUCCUGGGUCGACCUGCUCGAAAACUAUGACAGUGACGAAUCGCUAGAUGACAAUGAAAAAACAAAAGUGAAGGAAAUGCUAGUCGAUAUAGAGAACAUUAAAAAAAGGCUAGCUCAUAACAAUUUCAGCAUUACGUGCAGCUUUUCCAUGUCUAUCAAAAAAAUAUUUAUUCGUUUCUGGAAAAGGAAGAGCCCCCUAAAGAGACGAAACAAAUCCAACGGAUUUAGAAGUCUUAAUACAUUUCAAUUAACAGAAAAUUGCGUCAACUCGGAGAAUAAAGUAUCUUCUAUAUUGGGUAGGGGUAAAAACAAGGCCAAACUAUCCAGUGCCCAGAAUGAGGACGAGCACAUAGCGGUCGAAGGGGAAACGCUGCACAAUUUGACCAGCACGUUAAGAGAACACGAAAUGAAUGCCUUCCACAGGAAAGACAAAAGCAAUGUCACCAUGGAGGAAAGCAAAGAUGAUUUAUUUUGUAACAAAAACUUCAUUGCGCUUAACGAAAAUAUGCAGAAGAAUAUGUUCAAUAGUAUGCAGUAUGCCAUUCCGCUGUGUACCUUUAUUUUUUCUGAUAUAUUUUUUGUUGCAAAGGUGGAAAAAAAUAACUUCACAUACAUUUUAUACUCCAUGAAUGGAGUCGAUGUGAGGGAUGAAACCAACAUUACGCUGCUCAGCAUGAGCUCCAUUUAUCAUAGCGAUUUGAAGUUUGUCAACCGCAGUGGCUUCGGCACCGAUAAGGCGGAGGGCAUCUGCGGGGUGAAGUCUCGCAGUUGGGGGGGGAGCAAAAGUGGGGAGAAGCAGAAGAACGAGGAGAAGCAGAAGAACGCGGAGAAGCAGAAGAAUGCGGAGAAGCAGAAGAACGCGGAGAAGCUCCCAAAUCGGGAUAAUUUCCCUCGCUCGGAAAAAUCACGCAAACUGGAGAAAGUGGACCGAGCGAAAGAGAAAGGGACAACUGAGGAUCCCCUCAACAGUAACGACAUGAUCGAAACGGAAGACACCUUUUUGGACUACUCCAUAAGCAACAUCGAGUUGCCAGACCUCGAAAAGACACACCUGGUGUUGCUAUACUUUGGAUACCUAUUCAAAAAUAACCACACGUUCAAAUUCAUAUUAAACAGAACGAAGGUGAAAAUAUUUUGGGAAAUUGUUGAUGAAUUCCUAACGUGGAUUUUAAGCAUUAAUGAGUUACUACCACAAAUGAACACAAUUGAGGAGGACAUUAACCGAAAGCUGGACGACAGUGAAGAUAUGCAUUUAAAUUAUUUGCAAAAAGUUCAACACAUAAACUAUGAUAUUAUCUCCAUUAAGCAUAGCAAUACAAUCGUUUCUGGAAAGGGCACGUACAAAAUUGCUGUGGGUAGUUUGAUUAACCACUACAGUGUUAUGUUUCAGUGCAACGAAAUGGGAAGCAGGCCAAAUGGGGAGGAACAGGAAACUGUGAGUGGUGUCAACCAAGGGGAAGUGAUCUACACCGAUGAGGAGGAUGACCCGAGAGACAAAUAUUAUCUCAUAACAGAAGAUAAAUCGAUCUGUUGCAACCAGUAUAACACAAUUAUCAUUGAAAAUCAGGAAGGUAUUAAUACCACCUUGAAGGAAAUCCUAUUUCACGAAAACUAUUUUUUUAAUUACACUUUUAACAAAAUAAAUAAAAAAAAAAACGUGGAAAAAAUUUUAACUGCAGAUAGUGUAAAGAGUGAUCUUCACAAAGGGAAGCAAUCUCCCCCCAGUAGGUACCACACUAUAAUGCACGGAAGUAGCUCCAAAUGGCCUCCACCAAAUGAGCAGCUACUACUAAAGAAGAAGAAUCACACCCCUGUUUAUCACUCUCAUAAUACGAAGAGAGGAAGCAUACCUUUUAACAACUUGGACCAUCUAAACAGCUGCCAAGGUUGUCUCCAUUCAAAAAAUUUAAACUACACUGCCUACACAAAGGAAGUUUGUAAAAGCAAAGCAUACCCCUACGUCCAUGUAGACAUCGAAAUUAAUUACUUCGAAUUAUGGGUAGCUUUAGACCCUGUGAGGGUUCCGCAGAAAAGAAAAAAUUCCUACAUGUUGAGCGAGGGGGCCAAUAAGGAAUAUCCUAACGGGGGGAAAAAAAUUAAAAGGAGACAAACGAGAAAGACAAGUGUGGUCGACAAAGCGAAGGAAUGGAAAAAGAAUUCGAUUAGCAGCCGCAGGAGGAAGGAAGCUAAUCGGGGGAAAAAAAAACGGAAGGGUAGCGAUCCCAAUAGUCGUUACGAGAUGGAGGGGGGCCAAUCUCCCGUGGAAGGGGAACACCCUUAUGGAGAAUACCCAUAUGGAGAAUACCCCGAUGGGGAAUACCUCAGUGACAAACAAGAUAAUCAUCGAGAUGGGGAGACAAAAACAGGCAGGUUCAAAUUUCGCGAAAAAAUGAAGUGGUGCAAAGGCGCCAACAUCGAUAAGUCCUACGUUUUGGCCACGAAGGGGUGCCUGAAGUCUGUGAUUUUUUUUUUGCUCUAUAAGGAGAGUUUAGAAGAGGGGGGAAAGGAAAAAGAAACCGCACGGGGACACUCCGGGGAUGGCCGUAACAGAAACAGUGGCUAUGGUGCCGGUAGCGGCGGUGAUAGGAGCGAUAACGACGUUAGUGACGAUAACGGCAAUGAAAGAGAUUCCUCUUCCCGGGCGAGCUGGCUAGGAGAUACCCCCACCAAGGAGUUUCCCCAAAGCAGUCAAACGAUCAGCAACGACUCGAUCAACCCGGAAAAGAAAAAUAACCCUAAUGAUCAAAUGGAGGCACUCAAAAUCAAAGUGAUGAAUGCACUAAAUCAUUCCAAUUUGAACAAAGUACUAGACGCAAACGACUUUGUGAGAAGCAGAUUUAUGCAAUGGAUUAGCCAAGUGUCGUCAUACCUGCCAUGCAUACUAAAUAUGAAUAUAUUUCUCUCCCAAAUUACGAGUGCUAUAAGUAGACCAGUCACAAAAAGCCCCUUCCUCAGAGCCUACAUCGAUUGGAACAACGUCCCCUACAAUAACAUCCUCCUACAACCAUGCAGAGUAAACCUAAACUUUGAAAUGAAAAUACCAAGCACAGAAAUAUUGAUAGAAAGGUGUUUAGGAAUAAAUAAAAUAACGAGUAUAAAAAUUGCACAGAGGGAUAACCUACUGAUUCAAAAUGAAGUGGAAGGGAUAGACGUUAACUGUUCCUUCGAACCCAUCAUUCUGAAUGUGGAUUCUAACGCGUUAACCCUACUCAACCAGCUAUGCAACAUAAUAUUUGACUUUUCGACCUACUUCUUAGAUUUAUACUCUUCAAAGGAAAAUGAGGAGGAUUUUCUACUAAGAGUUACAUCCACAAGUGAUAAUUUUUAUGACCAGGCAAGUGAACUAAUGCUCAGUGAUAGCUUUUAUUUCAAUGUUAUGGAUACUUCUACAAGUGCCAUGUCGAGUGAAUAUUCGCUAAGUGACUCGGAGUCACCACUUUCGAACCGGCACCAUUUGGAAGAAGAAAUCCGGUCCUUCAAGAAAGACGAACUGAGUAGACUAUUCGUCAGUUUUUGCUUAACUCCUGAAGGUAAGACUCAUUCGAGUCCAUUCCGUGGAGUGAAAUCCGCUGAAGGGGACAACCUCGAAGGGGUAAAAAAUUUUCGAAUCGCAAAAAGUGUCAUAGGUAGCCAAAAUGAAAAGAAUCGAUUUGACCUAUCGAACAGUGAACAUCUCUUUAGACACAACUCGGAGAAGCACAUCGUAAAAAAAAAGGAUGAUGUGAACUUUAUGCAGAGGGACUCUCACGAAAGGGUUAAAAGUCAGAUGGAUUACCCAUUAGAUUCCAACACACUCAACAUGCUAAUGAUGAAUUUUGUAGAAAAUAUCAAAAUGAACUGUAACGUCAAUUUCGAUGUAAUCAUUUUGCAAGUAUGGGAUUCGAACACAGCCUACAAUAGGUGCUCUCUAAAUUUUGUCAUCGAGUAUUUUUCCUUCCAUUUAUAUUCCCUAAACAUUUAUGAGCAAAGUGUAGGAGGGGGAGGAGCAGACGGAGUAGGGGGAGGAGCAGACGGAGUAAGGGGAGGAGGGGAUUCCCAAUUGCUGGAUGAUCAAAGGGACCUUUCCCCCGGGAGAAGUAGAAAAGAUGGAAUAACCACUCACCGUCUGGGUGAAGGCAUGAGUUUAGAAUCGGAUAUCCCCUUGGGCAGCAGCUUGGAAGACUCUCCCUACGGUUUCAGGAAAAUUGGAAGAGAGAAGAAUGCCCAAUUGGACGGGGUAUCAUAUGGGGAGCUGUACUCACGUGAGACCUCGCACAGAGCGUGGGCCAGAAGUGGCGAAACCGGGUCAGCUUCCACGCCACUUGACUUGAAACGCCCAAAUGAAAACAAAAGAGAAAUAUACAUGUGUAGCAAAACGGCUGAGCAGAAUGAAAAUCGGAGGGGGACAAACAUGAACAGGGUAAUGGAUGACAUCGACAAUGCUAUGAGCGAACAUGGGGGGGAAACUCCCUCAGAUGGAGCCAAAGGAAACCAUUUCAAAAACGACUUGUCAGACUCGAACCGGUGCAGAGAAGAAGCGGGAACUACUCCCAGCAGGGAAGAAAACAAAGGGUGGAGGAAAAUAUGCGAUGGGAACCGUUUCGUAAAAAAUAUUGAACAGUUCAGUGUAGAAAUAAAAAAAAUAUUCCAGAAGAUAUUUUUUAAAAAAAAGGAAACCGAAAUGGAGCGACAGGAACGACUGGACGGACUGGACCGAUUGGAGGGACUUGACCGAAUGGACCGAUUUGACAGACCGAACCGAAUGGAGAGUAAUGCAAAGCACAAUUCUACGAUAUUAAAAAACGAAAAUAAAAAAUAUCAAAACGGAAAUCACAUCUUCAUAAAUAACGAAUACAUGUUUGCUGAUAUAAAAAAUUACAAAGAAAAUAAAAAGAGCAAAAAUGUGGAAUGCAAAAUAGAAUUUUUAGUUUACUGUGAAAAUUUUAACAAGAAGGAAAACUCCUACCAAACGUUUGUCGAGCCUGUGCGUGUAGAAAUUAUAGCUGUGAAAAAGGACCUAACUUCUCCAAUACAUCUGUACUACUAUUUCUCAUGGCUCAACAUUAAUCUCAAUUUUAACAUCCUCGAUAAUAUCCUCUCCCUAUGUUGCAGUGUCAUUUUUUCUAUAAUAACACAGAGAACGCGUCUCCUGCUGGGGAGGCAUAUAAACGAGAUAGACAAAAAGAGAAACAUGAAAAAAAUUUCUCCUCAGGGAGGAAAAAACGACAAAAAUGAAGAACUCUCUUCCAAAAAUGUACAUACAAAUAAUGUGAUGUACCAAACAGAAUAUGAAGAUAACAAUACGGAGAAAAAAAAUAUCAGCGAAAUGGAUGACACUCACACAUCCAUGUGUUGGCCAAAGUGCUAUGCUCUCAUGCAUGAUGAACAGUACAAGGAUGUUCCUCUACUUACAAAUGAUCAUAUCCUAUUCAGAUAUAACAAAUUUGACGUCCUGAAUAGCGUAAAUCGAUCCCUAGACACGUACAUUUUUGGAGAGUUCAUUUUGGAGAAGCUCCUGAGAAAUUAUCAAUACUCGUGCCAAUAUCCAGGGGACUAUCUAGCCAAGUAUGAAAACGAAUUUAAUGUGGAAAAGUCUGAUUCUACCUCGGAGCAGAUGCUUCACAUUAAAUUGUUUAACUACAUUAAGAGAAAGAAGAGACUCGAAAUGAAUAAUAUUUGUAAGAUUAACAAUUUGCUUGGUCAGCCUAUUGCUAUAUGCACCAUACAGGAGAAGGACGAUUUGUGCAACGAGGAGAGGGAGGGCCUCCAUUCGGACGAAAGGAGGAACUCCUUCGGAGGGAUGCAACAUUACGAUAAUAAACAGAACAUCCUCUUGUCCACCAUCGAUAGGAUAUCAAAGAAGAAAUUCAUGAAAGGUGGAAUUGGCGGAUACGCCACUUUGCCAAACUCGGGAAUGGAGAGCAGAGACAGGAAGACUCCCACCCGUUCGAAGCGCACAUCGAAUGCAAAACGAAGAAGGAGCAGUAACUACUUCCCACCUGAUGAAGAAAAGACUCUCGCGAAGGAAGAAGAAAAAAACGAUUUCUCGUCCGACCAGAUUGAUCUAAACGCGGAGCACACAGACACGUCCACGACACAUAGCAGAAAUGCACUCAAGUACCAAUGGAAAAUAUUAAGUAAUAACGAAUCGCUCGAUUUACCCACGCACGAAAAUGGAAAGGUGAAAUUUUUCCUAAUCCGAUUCAGACUACUUAAUUAUAUAUAUGAUAUCCCAUCAAGCAUACUCAACACGGCGAAUGAAAAUGAAGAUAUCAUUCGGUUGGUCAUUCCAGAGAGGAGAUUACCUCCAAAUAUAAACGCACAAGUGGAGGAAGAACUAUACAAUGAGCAACUCCUAGAAAUGGAGAAUUUAUCUCUUGACAGUAACUAUCAUACUGUAUACCCAUCCAAUUAUCCCUCGAAAAGGCAUACUAAUACAAAUAAGGAAGAGGUGUGGAAGCCUGCCAAUAUUCCACAACCACGGAAUCAUUUGUUUAUUUUUUUUCGGACAAGUAGCCGAAUCAGUCAUGAAGAAAAACAAGAGUAUGACUUCUUCCUAUCAUCCAUCGUGGCUGUUAAGAAUAACACAGAUUUUCCCCUUUAUGUUUUCAAAUCAGUACCAGGAAAUUCAAACCGAAAUGGUAUUUUUAAAGAAUAUUUUCACAAGUACAAUACAGUACCGUCCCCCCCACCAACGUACACGCUAAAAAUUGAUAAAAAAAUCGAAAAGUUUAUCCAACAUAGUGUGGAGGAAAAUAACAUCCUCAGUGAGGAAAAAAAUAAAAAAAAGACAAUUAAGAAUAAUGAUGUACGGAACAGUUGGGCACACAAAAUGAACGAUGAGAAAAGUCCCUACCAUCAAAGCACAAAUAACAAAGAAAAAACUAUUAACUAUAUUCAACAUAAAUCCUACUUGUAUGGAAGGAAAUGCAUUAAGAAUAUAUUUCCAUUGAUGAAGCUGUCGUCUGUAGAGCAUUACAUCUCGGGUGACAUCAAAUUUAGCUCCUUAGCACCUCUGAAAUAUAAGAGGAAGAAAAAAAAAAGAGGAAAAAAAAGUAAGCAAAAGCAUGAAUUACAGAAGAGAUUUAUCAAAAAAAAAAUUAAAGAAAUAUACCUCAAGAGGGUUAUUAAAAAAACGAGACAUAAAAGGAUUAGCAAAUAUAAAAAUGGUCUUCUCUCUCGUGAAAAAUUUAGGGAUUUUUCUGGGCAAGCCAAUCCGUACAGAAAUAUAAUGUCCAUAAAUGAUUCAUUUUUCAGUUUCGCAAAGAAAUCUUCCCCUCCAUACGCAUCGUCCUCUGCAUCAUCCUCCGCUUCCUCUGCCGCAUCUUCUUCUUUGACUUCACCCCCCCUGGGAAUAGCUAAAAGCAAGUCAUCCACAUCACUCAGCAUGACGGAUCUGUCCAACAUCACCUUGUCGUCUCUCUCCAAUUCGAUUUUCUCCAUGGAAAGCACGCCAAGUAACAGUUCCGCUUAUGGAAAUUCCUUAUGCGAUUAUGAUAAAGAUAAUUUUGAGGAGCAGGCACUUCUUAAUGAGUACUUUAAAAAGGAGCAAACGAAUGCGCAAGGUGGAGUGGAUCUCAUCAAAAUAGCGAGCAAUAGUAAUAAAUUAAUCCCCAUACCGUUGUAUUGGCUCGUAGCAGAAAAUGCAUUCAUAUGGCUCUCAAUACAAAAUGAAAAAAUACACAAACAGGAUUUAUAUGAUUUUUUGAAUGAUCAUCAGAAUGCAGAUUAUAUGUGCACAAAGGCAACGCUCGACAAUAUGCUAAAUUAUCACUCACCUUUCUUUGCCGACACGACGAAGGUAUUCAAACCAUCCAUAAUUAGAUUAAGAAACCACCUUCUAAAAGAAAAUAAUGCUUUAACAAAAGAGGGAAAUAAAAAUAAUCAAAAUUUAUCCAACAGUUACAAUUUAAACUACAUGAAUUUGAAGGAGGUGUACUUCACGUCCACCAUCAUCAGCGUCUACAAUCCUAAUUACGUCCUACAUAAGAAGGACGCUCAUAAUUUCUUCCAAAUAAGUAUUGAUCACGCCCUGAUGAUUAAUAAUGGACUCCCAAGAAGCAUGUGUCUGACCUAUGAGGUCUUCGAACCAAAGUCCACUAAGAGUCUGAAAAAGAGUGCUAGCACUUACACGAGUUUUCCAUCCCUGGAACGCUCCAAUACGCAGAAAACUUCUGUCGGCAGUGAUCAAUCGCUUUCUGUGGGCGGCUCCUACGUUAGAAGACCCGACGAGAGUGUCUGCGAUCGGUGUUGCCGCGGUGAGGAGUUCGCCUCGAGUGAGCAGCUCCAUUCCAGGGAGCAGCUUCAAUCCAGUGAGCACCUCCAUUCCAGGGAGCAGCUUCAAUCCAAUGAGCAGCUCCAAUCCAGUGAGGGACUCACCCCAAGUGAUGCCUACCAAACGGCCCAAACCGAUGCGCAUAGUACAAGUCAAGAGCGCUGUAACACGGAUGGCGUGCAGGAUGAAGAUGUAGCCAUUACGCCUAUUGAGGUGGAGAAUUUCACCGAGGAAUACCCACAGAACAGAGACAAUAGAAGCGAGCAGAAGAAGGAAGAUCCCAAGAGAAGCAUUCUCUUUUUUGAUAACCUAAAUGAGAAAAAAAAGAACCUGACAAGAAUUACACACAAUGGAGAAAUUACACCGAUGAAGGACAAAGAAAUUUUGCUCAAAGAAGUUAACAAUGAUAAAAAUGUGUUCAUAUAUAAAAACAAAAAAAAGGGGAACAGCCAAAAUGAGGAAAGUAACAAGGGGGAAAUGUACAUGGAAGAAACCAAUUUUAUCGUUACUAUAAAAAAAGAGGGUAAUAAAAACAUACACGAAAUUAGGAUUAAUCCAGGGCAAAGCAUAAAGCUGCCGUUCGUUCCUCACAACAUAAACAUUUCCUUUGAUGGAUACAAUUCGAGGAGUAUAUCAAUUAACUACCCUCAUAAGAAGGGUCGAGAGAAAAUCAUCCUCGAGAAGGAGGUGAAAGAAGACAUGGCAUCGUUUUUCUCGCUUGACUAUGGGGAGGAAGAGUUCCCCAAUUAUGUGGCGACUGUUGGGAGCUCUCCUGAUGGGAGCAGCGCGAGUGGCGGCCACUACUCCGAGGGUGUAGUGCAUCCCAACAACGUCGCGCAUCCUAACCACGUCGAGCAUCACAACCGCGUAACACAUGCGAACCACUCCAGCCACAGCCUAGCGGACGAAUCCUCACAGAAGGGGGAACUGUAUGCGCACGCGCGCACAGUGGCUCUGGGCGAAAUAAAGGACUACAUAAAAUAUGCAGAUCUAAACAACGUGAAGUGGAAGAAUGACCGACUUGAUCAGAAACGAGAAAAUUAUAAAUCGUCCAAAACUGAGGAAGGACAAAAACAGCUAACCAUAUGGGCCAUAUUCAACGAGUUUUACGAAACAGGUAAAAACAGAUACCAAGACAUCUCCUUGGAAAAAAUUCACCACGGAACAUAUUCAGUGUCUUGCACAUUUUUCGUCUCAGCUUGUGUAAUUAACCGAUUGAACUAUCCCAUUACAUUAAAAAGAAUAAAUAAUGACAACAUGAUAGUGAUCGAGCCAUACGUACGAAAAUUAUUGCCAUGUGAAUUUGCCAUGAGAAGGAAUCGAGUGGUGAUAUCCUAUGAAACACUCAAGGAAGUAAAAAAUUGGAUCAAUUAUCCCUUAAAGAAAUUUAUGAUUAAAAGGAAGAAAUUGAAAAGGACGAGAAAUAUAAUCAAAAAAAGGAAUCACAAAAUUGUAAGUAGUAGUCCCCUGAUGCAGAACGAACAAAUAAAAUCGGAACAGAUAGACAAUCCACAAAUGGAGGGAGAACAACAGAACAGUGGUCAUCCCAUUCAGAAUGACACUCCACAGAAGGCUGAACCAAAUGAUGUACAGAUGAUAAGUAGCAGUAGAUCGAAUCUGUUUUAUCAAAUCAAAAGAACAAAAGGGAACUGCUUCUUUUACAGAAGCAAUAUUAACAAACCUUUGGAGUCUGAAGAUUUUAGGAUCACUGAUUUAUCAAUCACCAGACUCACAUGCUCAAACAAAAAUAAAAAUAUGCCACAGUUGAAGUACAGCGUAUAUAUGUCCAUCGCACCCAUGCCGUUCUUUCGAACAACUGUUAUGGAGAUACUACCCUACAUAGUCAUAAUAAAUAACACAAAGAUGAAUAUAGUUUUCCAGGAGUAUAUUAAAAAUUACACCUAUUUUAAGUAUAACAUUUUGGAGCCAGGGGCGUAUGUGGAAUUUCACCCACAGUCUAAAAAAAAAGCCAUGUUGAAAAUUUGCGGCAUCUUUGAAAACAGCUUCAAUUACCUCAUUGAUGAUUAUUUGCAGAAGGAGUUGUACUUAGAAAAUUUGGAGAAGGAGAAUGAGAAGCUGUUGGGGGGGAUAAAGGAGGAGGAUUGCGCGAUGGGGGACAAAAGGAAGAGUCGGCGCUCCGCAGGGGGGCAUGAUUCCCAAACCAAGUGUGACUUCCCCACCGAACGCGACCCGCUCUCCAAUUGCGACUCACUCGUCGAGCGCGAUCCUGCUGUUCCACCCCUGAAUGACAUAUCGCAGAAGCUAAGCGUCCUUGUGGACAUCGAACGGGCGAACCACCACAUGUUCAAGCAGCAGUCAUCAUCCUCGAAAAGCACAUGCAGCACGAGUGCGCAAAACUCACUUGAGAAGGAAGACGCGGAGAGAGACAGUCCAAACGACACGAGACCAAAUAAUAUCAUGAAGAAAUACAAAAAAGUGGACGCGUUCAAAUUUCUCUACUGGUCGGAAGUGCUGGACCUGACCAGAGUGAGCAUGAUCUAUUUCCGACACCCAGUUGUAUCGAAUGAAAAUUUUAAAAAGGAAGAAAAGAAGCUUAAAAAACUAAAUCUUCUUUUAAAAAAGCAUGGCAAAAAUGACGUUACAUAUUUGAAUAUAUCCAAAGAGCUAUUCAAAACAAGUACCAUACCCUAUGAGUACACCUGCUGCUCAAUGGAGAUCUCCACCUACAAGGGAUGCAAAUUUGUGCGCUUCCAAGACAUCGACGUGGUGCCAUUUUAUCUCUUAAAUCUCACCAAGUACAACAUCAAGCUGAGGCAGCUAGGUAUAUAUGAGCACUCCGAAGUGUUGCGGAAAAUCCCGAAAAAGAAGAAAAAAUCCUUCGACGAAAUAUUCAAAAAUUACGCCUUUAAUUUCUCAUUUUACAAUCCCUAUAAAGACCCCAAGCUGAAGAUCAGCAUACUGUCGUCCAGCAAGAAGAGCGAACAAAAUAAAAAGGAAAAGAAGAGCAACAAAAGCGGCAAUAUAAGCGGUAACAAAAGCGGCAACGUAAGCGGUAACAAAAGCGGCAACAAUAACAGCAAGAACAACUUGAGGUAUGCGAACACGCUGAAGAUAAACCUGAAGAACGAACUGAACUACCUGAGCCUCUUGGCUGCCAACUAUUUCAAGGACAACGAAUAUGCGAAAAUUAUUAACGAUAAGAUUUUUCACUUGAAACGAUUUUCAGAACAAGUGGAAAAUUUAAAUGAUGGAAAUGUGAACAUAAUUGAUUUGGCUAACUCGACCAACGUCACUUUGUUAAAAUUGAGACAGGGAGAUGCAUUCGUUUACAUUCUUUGCUCUAGAAAAACGUACAACGGGAAGACCAUUUUCUCGUUCGAGAAUUACGACGAUCUUAUAAGCAAUGUUUUGAAUUUCAGGAAUGCACCCCUUAGCCGUAAGCACAAUUACAAGUUACUCAAGUCGUUGCAUGUCUUCAGCAACAAGAUAAAGAACGUCUACUUUUUUAGGGGGAAGAACAAGAAGCAGGUCAAGCGGAAGAAAAGCCGCAGGGCUGGGAAGGACUCCAUCGGGGGACAACACGCGCCAACUGGGGAGUACACCCCCAACGGGCAGCAUGCACAUGGCGGACCCGAGUUGAGUAGUCCCCAAAAUCGCGCACAUCCGAAAAAGAGGGAAAAAACAAACCGAUGGCACCUAAUGAACCUGUUUAGAAAAAGAAGCACCACGAGUUAUGUUGAAAAAGGACCGAGAAUAACCCACCUUAUUAGAGACCUAUAUGAGAAAAAAAUGAUCAACAGGGAGGAAAAAAAAAAAGACACAUUAAAUUUAAACAUAUUUGCGCACUUCAUUUUUAAGGGAGUAGGGUUAAGUAUCAAUAACCACAACUUAGAAGAAAUACUUUACUUCUCCAUGGAAUAUAUAUUAGUUGUCUACAAACAGAUUAAGGACAAGGAUCUGUUUCACUUAAACAUAGGAUGGCUUCAAAUAGAUAAUCACACGAAGAACACAGAUUAUAAGAAUGUGCUGCUGCCAAUUAUAGAUUUGAAGAAGAGCCACCAAGUGGACAAUUCAGCACAGGAACAGCAUGACCAGAGUGUCAUCCUACCUAGUGGAGGAAGUACCUUUGAAAGGAAGUUACACAAACAGGAUACCACCACUCUUUAUCAAUCAAAGAGGGGAAAAUCAAAAGAUACCUUUUCCCAUCACCUUAAGGAGGAAAAUGAAUUCUGCAAAACGAAUUCUGGGAAUAUAUUAAAGCCGAUGGGACUUAAAAAAAAUAAAUCUUGCGAGGAUUAUUCCUAUUUCGAGAAAGAUAAUCUGCUAAUCAGUCCAAACACGAAUAACCCCUUGUCUAAUUCUUACAAAAUGUUCAUCCCUCUCUUUUUCUACACACAACAUAACUCCGUUUUGGAUGUAACUAUAGUCAAACAGAAAAGAGGAAACAUGAAGAAUUUCCUCGAACUGUCAGAUGUGAAUAUCAAACUUUCCCCCUUGAGUAUAAAUGUGGACUCUUAUUUUAUCAUCGAAAUUUUGAAGAUUUUUGACGAACUGUUAAAAAUUCUUGAAUUCGAUUUGACCAAUUAUAAUUCGCUCAACUUGGAGAAGAACAUCGAAUUGAGGGACACCGACUAUGACAGCUUGGAGUACAAGCAAAAUAUGGGCCCAGUGGAAGAACUUAUCAAGCACUACAUUCUAAAGGACUACCACUUAUAUGAACAGAUAGCCAACUUCAAAUUUAAUGCCAUGCGGAAUGAGCAGGAGGAGGAGGAGAGGAAGAAGAAGAAAAGGAAGAAGAAGGGGGAGGGCAGCCACGGAGAAACGGCAAGCAGCAACAUUUUCCACUCCAACACGUUUUGCAACAAAUCGGACAACGAGGUGCCCGACGUGAGGGCCUACAUUAGUAUGAUAAAUGAGUACAAAAAUUGGGGGCGCCGCGGAGACCAGGCAGCGAGGGGCAGUGACCAGGAUGAGCAGGAUGGGCAGGCUGAGCGGAGCGACCCCUUGGGAGGACUAAACAAGCAGAGGCUCAUCCCCGCAGGUAGCCUCGCAGGUAACCUCGCAGGUAACUCCGCAGGUAACUCCGCAGGUAACUACCCAGGUGGAGGGAAAGACCCCAUGCCGAAGCAUGCAAGUGGCGUACCAUGCCCAGAUUGGUACACCCACGGGGAAGAACAAGUAAUAACACAGGUUUCCACCUUAAAUAACAAAAAACGAAACAACAUAAGGAGAAACUACAACUCGGACAUGUUUAACGAAAAAAGGCUCAAGUAUUUGCAAACGUGCGAAAAGUAUUACAAAAAUUUGCUAAACAAUCGAAAACGUAUCUUGAAAAAGAUCCAAAAUAUUAACCUGAAAAAUAACUUAAUCAGUUUCGACAAAAUAUUUAUCUCCAAAUUAGAAAUCAAUGAGAUUAAGUUAAUCAUUAACAUAAAGAAUAGAAGCCUAAGCUACGAUAAGAAAAGUGAAAUAAUGGAGUCCAACGUGAUGAAUGCUUUGGUUGUCCUUAUAAUGAACAUUCCCAAUAUAAGUGACGCACAUUUACACUUCGAAAAAGAGGUUAAAAAAAAUAUGUGCGGUUCGUUAUACGUAUUAAUAUUUAACGAAAUAAUGAAUGACUAUAUAAACCCUGGCAUGAACCAAAUGUUCAACGUUCUCGGGGCUGUAGAUUUUAUUGGAAAUCCUUUAAUAAUUUAUAAGCAUUGGAAAAAGGGUUACAACACCUUCAUUAAGGAUCUAAAGAAAAGUUUAGAUUCGUGUUCUUUUCCUUUUUAUUUUGUAUUUUACUUCUGA